Paramecium sonneborni is the source of this 555-nucleotide messenger RNA. The record is from the annotation of a GenBank genome assembly. Lineage: Eukaryota; Ciliophora; Oligohymenophorea; Peniculida; Parameciidae.
AUGGAAUUUAAUAAUUUAUUUUAUACUUAAUAUGAUAAUGAAUAUACAUAUUUAACAAAAUUGUUGCCAGACCUAUUGAAAUAUAUGAAAUUUAUAGAUCAAUGGUUGCAUCUGAUUUUCAAAUUAUUUUCAUCACCUUAGUAUUGUUGAUGAAAUAUUUAAAGAUACCAUAUAUAAAUAAUAUUAUAUAGUACAUAAGAAAUAUUAAUACCAUUUAUAUAGAUGAUAAUAACUUCAAGACACUAUUAUUAUAAUUUCAACGUAGAUAUAUCUUAAUAAAUCUUCUAAUUAUUAAAUCAGCACUUAGAAUAAAAGAAUUAGAUCAUAGUAAAUAUCAAUUUCUCAAUAAACUAUAAAUAAUUUCUAUUAAAAAUAUUAAUAAAUAAGAUUUAGAUUUUUGUAUUUGGUGAGGAAAUUCGAUAUUAAUUUGAUAUAACUAGUUGUUGUGUACUUAGAAUACAUUUAAAAAAACAUAUUGUAAAACCUUUAUAGCAUGAGCAGGAUUUUUACUCAUAAAUUUAAUCAAUAUUCUUUAUGAAGGGAUAGGUCAAGUGA